GAUGAUGCAACUUAUCACUCAGAAACACAGCUGAAAACAUCCUGUUCACAGAUGGUCAGUCAGCAUUGUUUCCUCUGGAAUAUUCAAAUAAUUAACACAAUGGUUUUUGAAGAAGUGAAGCAACUGAUGCAAUUUUGAAAGAAUCGUGCACAAAUUUAUGGGAAGAUAAGUGAAAUCGCUUUAAAAACCAGAAAGGCCUGAUAAUGUCUGAUAUUCCUCAACAGUUUUCUUUCCAAUUUCUGACAGUCACCGGAUGAGAAGACAGAUUCUUGUUAAGAUAUCUCUUUUGACAGGAGCUAUAUUGUGUGUGUUAGUGUGUGUUUCCUCUUGCACAGGCCUUGAGGUUAGAAGGUGGAGCUACAUUGGGUUCUUCUUGGUUUCAUUUACAGUUACCCAAACUUUUGCCAUAUCAGUCUGAAUCGUCGGCAUGUAGCCUGUGUUGUCAUGGUUUGCAUCACUGUCUUUCUUUAGCAUCGGUUUUAGUGUCGGUGGGAUUGAAAAUGACUGUGAUCUGGCACCUGGCUUGUCUGUGGACUGUGGUCAUCACUCUUGCUGGUUUUGGUUUUUGCGGCGAUGUUUCGUUCGUGGAGCGGCUGGAGGGAGAGUCGGCGGUCGUCCGCUGCGACAUGAAGCCGAGGAGCCAGCCGCCCUUCGGCCUCUACCUGAGGCGCAGCUGGCUCCGUCCCGUGGACGUCCUCUUCAAGUACACCAAGAGCGACGCCACCGUCAACGAGUCCUUCAGAGGCCGAGUGAGCGUCAGCGGAGACCCGAGCGAUUUCUCCGUCAAUGUGACCCUCUCCCAGCUCGGGGCCGCCGACACAGACCGCUACACCUGCGAGUUCAUGGUGGAGAGAAUUGGCGCAGAGGAUGAAAAGAUCCCAGGCAACACCGAAGUCUUCCUCCAAGUCAGCCCUCAUGCUCCAAGCUCCGUGGACCUGGACCUGAUCCAGACCUGCACCGGAGGUUCCGCUGUGCUUCCCUGUUUCACCCCAAAUAGCGAAGGCUCGGCUGUGGAAGGUGUGGUUCUGAACAGGCAAAGGGGCCGGGCCCCCGUGGAGGUGGCCUACCACUCUCAACGGCGCCACACUUCCCUGUUCCCCACUGAGAGAGUCCUGCUGUCGUCUGCGCCCGGUCCGGGCGGCAUCACCUUCAACGUGACGCUGCUGCAGCUCCAGCCUGAGGACAGCGCCCUCUACAGCUGCCAGCUGCUGCUGCGCGGCAGGCCCGGCAGCAGCACCAGUCUUAGGGGUCAAGUGUUCUUUAUUUCCGUGCAAGGCGAUAGGUGCGGCUGCUCCAGCUACCCCACGCUGCUCUACGCCUUGUCAGGAGCCGUGGGCGUCCUCUUCCUCCUCCUGCUCCUCGUUGGAUGCGUGGCGGCGUGGAAAGUGAGUGGUCGUGGUAAAACCCGCCAGGGUGCCAAGUCACGCUCUCAGGCGCCCAUCUACGAGGAGAUGAUCGGGGUGCAGUCUCCCAGCCGAAAGCUGCCCGCUCACCGACUGGAGGAAGUCGAAUCCACCGAGUACAAAAACUGCCCGUUGAAAAGGGCCAGCCCUGGGAACCAUUAUGAGAGCCCGAGUGGGGCUCUCUUUCCCAGGAGGGAUUUCUGAGAAAUGACAUGUUAGAUCAGAAUAGGAUGACCCAAAACUUUCUGAAAUUUGCAGAACUCUUUCACAUCUGUCUAUAGAUUAUCAGAAGAUAUAUUUUUGUGGCCUUUCAAAGAAGAAAAAAAAAGCACAAUUCCCCUUGCAGACUUCUUCUGUUUUUGCCGCAUUUGAAUGUUUCAGAACAUCAAACAACAAAAUGCAAAUUAAUUGGCCCUUUUUUCUUAAAAUGUGAAUUUGUCCUUAUCGACCACAUAUUUUGGAAAGUUUCACAUGACCUCAUUACGGCUACACAUUUAGAAUCAAGAAAUCAUUUAAAGAGCACCUGUCCAACAACAGGAAGGGAGGCCUAAUGAUCUCAAAAAGCAAACACAGCAGUGGCGAAGAAAUGUUAAAAACAGACAAGAAGCAAAGUGCAAAGGUCACAAAGUCAUUUCUAAGGCGUUGGAGAAAUGUCCACAAAUGAGUGAAACAACAGCGGCCAGCCUACAGAAACGACUCCAGGGCCUCAUGACAACUGAGCCAGAAGGUGGCAAAAGAGCGUAGAACAUCUAAACUGCCUCGGUAAAUCUGGAAAAAUAUUCUGUGGAGACAAAAGUAGAACGUUUUUCUUGUAACAUUUGGAAUAAAACUAAUGCACUAUUUCAGGAAAUAAACCCAAAAAACGUCACUCACUCAGGGUGCUGUGGUGGCGCGGUGGUAAAGCACAACCCACAUAUGGAGGCCUUGGUCCUCAAUGCAGACGUCACAGGUACAAGUCUCAGCCUGAUGAUCUUUGCCUUAUCGUGACGCAGCUUCCUGUCUAACCACUCCUAAAUAAAGGCUGUUUAAAAAAAAACAAAAAAAACAUCACACCCUCAAACAAGCAUGGUCUGAGUCUGGAGAUGAUUUCUUCUGUAGGAGCUGGAUGACCCAGUGCAGUUGAUGGAAGAAUAAAUUCAGUUUCUGAUCUUAUGACAGAACAGCAACUCCUUUAGCUGAUCCUGUUUGGGUUAAGCAGCAAGAUGCCAGUCCUGCACUGAAUGCCUAAAAAUACCCAAAAAACUUGAAAGGUUUUGGACUGGCCUAGUCAAAGUCUACUCUUGAAUCUAAUUGGGAUGAUAGGGAAUGACCCACAACAGGCUGUUUCUGUGGCCGAAUUAUAAUAUCGCUCCUAAGAAUAGCUGGCAGAGUGAUGUAAAAAGACUCGUUGCCAGUUAUUGUAAAUAUUUCAUGUUUGCGAGUCAAGUUUUAUAUUUAGGGGAUAAUUACUUUUUCCCACUUAAUAUUGAAUGAAAUUACUGUUGGACAACUAUAUAUAUAUAUAUUUUUUUUUUUAUCUAGUCAGUUUAUCCUUUGAUGAUGUCAAACAUUUACAGGUAACAAAAAUCUGGAAGGGGGGCAAAUAUUUUUUUAUUGGACUGUAUAUGUGAAACAACUCAAUGUCAUUCCUUCAUAUAGUUUUUUUUUCUUGUAUUUCAUUAAAAGUGUUGAAACAAAAAGUUCAAACUUGUGGGAUUUCAUUUUCAUUUGUCGUCACACCUCCACACCUAGAAACGUUUGGUGACCUGAGGGGGGGGGGGGGGGGGGUGUCCGCCGGGCCGUGUUUAGUUCAGUUCAGUUACGCACAACUCCUAUAAAAUUGCAAUAAUCUUGGAAUUGCAAUUUUAUUACCAGUAAAAACAAAUCUUACCUAAACAAAAAAUGUUAAGUACAACACAAAGUAUUUGUUUAAAGCAAAUAUGACCACAUCACAUACGGAGUGACUUUAACUCAAAAGUUGACUGGUGCAAGAAAAUCUCUGAAUCUGCUUAAUUAUUUAUUAAAAGUAGUUAUAUAUGACAAGUGAUUUUAAAGAAAGGGUGACCCAAAUCCUGCUAUUGCUGAAAUUUGACAAAAAUAUUUUGUACCUUUUUUUAAAUAAACAAAUUACAGAUACAGUUCCUAAAAAUAUAUAUAUAUAAAAUUUGGUCCACAUGACAGAAAAUGUGGAACACCACUGACUGAAGACAUUUACCAAUAAGAACAGAACAAACCUAAAAAUGGUCAAAAAAAAUUCUACACCACUGUGAUAUACACUUUUUUUUUUUUUUAAAGAAAAGGACAAGACAACGAGUAACAGACGAGAAAAUGUGUAUUUUAUUAAUAUAGUCUGAAAGAAGCUCCAUAAUUCAUGGAAACAUUGUUUUUUUUCCAAUGCAUGUUUUCAACAAUCACAUUCUAUGAGGAGAAAAAAAGAACAUUAAAAGCCACAACUUUGCAUUAAAUGUACAGACAUUUUUCCGUAAUGUUUUUUUUUGUUUGUUUUUGUUUUUGUUUUUUUCCCCCAAAGUGAAGAGAAAGGCAAAGGCAAAGUCCCCACAUCCCACCCUGACCCUCCCACCUGUCCCUAAAAAACAGACAGCCUUAAAAGUCAUGGGCUUUUUUCAGUACAACCCACAGUGCUUUAGCAGAAAGAUAAGCGCUCAUUGGUUAAGGAUUACACAGCAUGACGACGCAAUGUAACGUUUUGCUUAAACAUUAGAUAAAGACGGGGUUUUUUGGGGUGGGGGCGGAGAUGAAAGACACGAGAAAAACAAAAACAAAACAAAAAAACAAUAACCCCAAAACAUCAAACCCCGAAGCCCAGAGUCUUGGUUGACCAUCACCUGCAGUACAUCUGCAGGUGAUUGGACUAGUCCCUCCCACUUGUGCAUAGAUCAGAAUCCUUUUACAACCAGCUUCAUCCCUCCACUUAAAAACCACCUGUUACAUGGGAGGAAACGUCAUCUUAGUCACAGGAACAAACAUGCUCUACAACAGACAGGAGAGAUUAUUAAAAGAAAAAGGAGGGGAAAAAAUGGCUUGCACCAUGCUCCCAAAAAAAAAAAAAACCGGAUGGAAAAUAAAAGGACAUGAAAGAAAAAGAAAAACCUAUUUUGUAAUUUAAAAAAAACAAAAACAAAAAAACGGAUCAUUGUUCCAAUGUAAAGCAAUUUCUACUUGGAUUUCACAUGUAAAGCGCUCCACUUUUUGCAAAAAAAAAAAAAAAAAAAGAUUCUCAGUCUUAUUUGGUAAACAUUUAAUUUCUAAAAAACUUUUUUGUUUUUCUUUUGUGGUUUGAACUAAUAAAACUUUAGUGAUUGCUUGGAGUAGAAUAGUUGUCAGUUCCUUUAGUUUUUCACCACACUACCAUUAAAACGCAGAACUGAUGAGGUUUUGGAUCUGGAACCCUGGCCUUCCUGAGACAAAAAAAAUCCACGUCUUUUUUUGUUUGUUUUUUUUUUUCUAACAAGUGUGCAAGAAAGUGAGCGAACUGUGUCGCGGUAUUACAGGAAACAUCAAAUCACAACUCAAUACAUGUACAGAGAGAUAGUCACCAAAAAAAAAAAGAGAACUUAAAACCAUUUUCUUUUUUUUUCUUUUUUUUUAAAAUACGACACAAACACUGAUCGAUCCCAGAGUUUUGAAGUAGCGUCAAACCUUCGUUCGGCAAGAUUUUCAUGUCCGUAUUUGAUGGAAGAUUAGCUUCGUCCUUUUGAAGAACAUUCCUGUUGUAGAGUCCUGUUUUCUUGAGCUUCAGACAAAAUGACAUGCUUGUAAACGACAGGUGGCUUUUUGCAAAAACAAAGAAAAGAUAGGCACCUCUGAAAUGAGUCGCAACAAACUCGCCUCCCAUGCUUUUAUCCCUUUACAUUUCUCCGACAAGUUCACUUCUGGAUUACUAGUCCUUCUACAGCUAUCUAUGGCCACAGUUAGCUUGUUUCCUUCUUCCUUUUUUUUUUAAAAUCUCCAUUUUUUUUUUAAAAGGUUUUAUAAUUUUUUUUUUGAACAUUUUCCUUUUUGUGUUUUUUGCUACAUUUUCUUUACGUAACUGAAACGAAAUGGUGCAAUACUCCAUGAUAAUCCUCAAAUGGGAUUAUCUCACAAUAAAAGCCACUAUAAGGUAGAUAAUUUUUUUUUUUACAGAUAGAACGGGGGAGGAGCAAAAAAGAUAAAAAAUAAAAGUCCUUGAGUAAACAUGUACACGUGAAUUGUCGCCAUCGCCCCUUUGCCCUUAGACGCGUUUACCUACGAUUAGCCGAGCAAGGGGUAGAAGACACUCAGUGCAACAUUAGAAGAUAAUCAGAAUGAAUUAGACCAAAGAAAACAAAAAAGCAAAACACAAAACAUAACAGAGUUGAACAUAACAGCAGGCCAUGUGCCGAGUACACAGUUUUUAGAGCACACAUUCAUACAAACAUCUGAGAUGAGUUUUCUUUCUUUUCCAAAUCUGUAACCUAAUGCAAUACAUAUCUGAUAUUCUCUACAAAAAAAAAAGCCCAUAUAUGUACCUGUCAGCUGGAAAAAAAAAAAAAAAAAAAAAAAAAUUACUGACUUCACAUUGUUAUUGGCGUUCCAUGAUUCAAGUAUUUCGUUAAAUAACUUUUUUUUGUGGUUUUGAUAUGUCUGCGAUUUAACAACAGGGUAAAAUAUGUAAAUUAGCAGGUGCUUCGGGUCGGGCUUUUAAAAAAAAAAAAACGUACGCAAA
Messenger RNA from Poecilia latipinna (sailfin molly), 6090 nucleotides. RefSeq lists its product as uncharacterized. The coding region runs from base 501 to 1607 and encodes 368 amino acids. The record is from RefSeq and is a predicted model, not a curated record. Gene Ontology annotation, biological process: adaptive immune response. The transcript is spliced from 5 exons. Gene Ontology annotation, molecular function: signaling receptor activity. Gene Ontology annotation, cellular component: membrane. Lineage: Eukaryota; Metazoa; Chordata; Actinopteri; Cyprinodontiformes; Poeciliidae.